UUUUCCACCCACACGUACCAUUGGUCCCCUUCUGCAGCAUUGGGACCACCCCCUUUAUAACCCACCGGAGGAUCUGACUCCUUCAGUUUGCUGGACUGUGUCUCCAGACCAGUCAGGUCUCCUGAGGUUCAGUGCUGAGAACAUGAGGGUCGCAGAAGGACUCACUGUGUGCGUCACAGCGCUCCUGCUGGUCACAGUCUGUACUGCAGGCCCACAAGCAUUAUCUGUCGCCACUAUAAAGCAAGACCCCUACACCAUGACCCAAGGCUCCCAGAUGGAGGGCUUCUGCAUCGACCUCCUGUCCGCACUGUCCAAGAGGCUGGAGUUCAAGUACAACCUGCACCUAGUGAAGGACGGCAAAUACGGCAGUGUUCAGCCGGAGACCGGCCAAUGGAGCGGCAUGAUCGGGGAGGUGAUCAGAGGAGAGGCUGACCUGGCGGUGGCUCCCCUCACCAUCACGGCGUUGCGGGAGCGGGUCGUGGACAUGACCACGCCCUUCAUGCAGACCGGCAUCAGCUUCAUCCUGCGCAAGGACAUGGUGCGCAAGGACGAGGGCGGCUACUUCCACUUCCUGUGCCCCUUCUCCACCGAGGCCUGGGUGGGGAUCCUCGCGGCGUACCUGGUGACGGCCCUCAGCAUGUGCAUCGCCGCCCGGCUGAGUCCCUGUGAGUGGGCCCAACCCCAGGAAGAGGACAACAGCUUCACACUCCUACACAGCCUCUGGUAUGCUGUAGCAGCCUUCACUCUGCAAGGUGCUGGCCCACAUCCCAAAUCCCUGUCUGGACGUGUGAUCAGCGCCAUCUGGUGGCUCUUCACAGCAGUAGUCCUGGCCUCUUACUUUGCCAACCUCUCUGCCAUGCUGCACUCCAACACCAAACACGUUGAUUUAGAGUGCUUCGAGGACCUGGCCAACCAGGACGUCAUCGACUACGGAUCGAUUGGCAGUGGCUCCACAUUUUACUUCUUCAAGUACUCCGACAACCCGGCGUACCGCAGGAUCUACGAGCACAUGGAGCGGAAGAAGAGCUACGUCAGCUCCAUGGAGGAGGGCAUCCGCCGGGCCCUGGAGGGGAACUACGCCUUCAUCGGGGAGUCCGUGUCCCUGGACCUGACCGCGGCACGCCACUGCAACCUCACACGCAGCCAGGCCGUGGUGGGCAUGAGGGGCUACGGCAUCGCGGGCCCCCUGGGCUCUCCUCUGGUGAAGAACCUGACCAUCGCCAUCCUGGAGAUGAGUGAGUCCGGCAGGAUGGACAUCCUGCUCAGGAAGUGGUGGACCAGCAGCUGCUGGGGAGAGGGGGACACGGACUCCCCCCUGAAGCCCCACACUCUGAAGGGCAUGUUCCUGGUGCUUGCCCUGGGCCUGGCGCUGGGGCUCCUGCUGGCUCUGCUGGAGCUGGCGUCCAAGUCCCAGAGCAGUGCCAAGGACCAGAAGAAGUCCUGCUGCACUGUGCUGUCUAACGAGCUCGGCCAGCGUUUCAGGGGCAGAGGCGAGGAGCAGAGUUCAGAGAGCCCGGAGAAGGGCAAAGUCUGAUCAGUGCUUCAGUUGCCAGGCUUCAUUUCCACACCGACAGCACAGCGGCCCGACUCUGAGAGAAUCCAUUAAUCCUGACUGGAAGACCGCUGCUUGUUAGUUGAUGAUGACUGUUGUCUUUUACAAGCUUCUGCCAUUCCACUGCUACCACUGAGAAAUGCCUUCCAGUACGUUCAACAUUACAGUGUGAGCUUUUCUUAAACAUUAGAGAAUUUUCUUGAUAGAAGAUGUAAUCUCCUCUGCAGUCCCCGUAUUUUUUGUAUUUUCAGUAUGACUGUUAUAGAUACAGUAUUUUUUAUAUUACGUGCUAAAUCUAAUCAGGACAACGAUUCACGUUUUUUGGGUCAGUACUACUGUAUUCUUUUGAUGCCUUAACAUCAAUCCACAUUCUGCUAGUGAAAUAAAACCUCCAUGCCUUCA
Messenger RNA from Conger conger (European conger), 1954 nucleotides. RefSeq lists its product as uncharacterized. Gene Ontology annotation, molecular function: transmitter-gated monoatomic ion channel activity involved in regulation of postsynaptic membrane potential; AMPA glutamate receptor activity. Lineage: Eukaryota; Metazoa; Chordata; Actinopteri; Anguilliformes; Congridae. Gene Ontology annotation, cellular component: plasma membrane; dendritic spine; postsynaptic membrane. The coding region runs from base 143 to 1534 and encodes 463 amino acids. The record is from RefSeq and is a predicted model, not a curated record. The transcript is spliced from 10 exons. Gene Ontology annotation, biological process: modulation of chemical synaptic transmission; monoatomic ion transport; synaptic transmission, glutamatergic.